Molecule: messenger RNA, 1256 nt
Organism: Malurus melanocephalus (red-backed fairy wren)
Lineage: Eukaryota; Metazoa; Chordata; Aves; Passeriformes; Maluridae
Product: mitogen-activated protein kinase 4-like
Exons: 4
Biological process (GO): protein phosphorylation; intracellular signal transduction; cell surface receptor signaling pathway
Cellular component (GO): cytoplasm; nucleus
Molecular function (GO): MAP kinase activity; ATP binding
Source: RefSeq, a predicted model, not a curated record
UUCCAUCUGGGAAGAGCGUGGUUGUSCCGGUCGUCUUGGCAGCCUGGAUCGAAGGUCUAACGAGCCCGUGCUGCACCCUUGCUAAGGAGGAAGGGCAGUCGAUCACACAUUGCUGUCACUCAUUCCCCUGGAGARUUCAUCUUUUCCUGAUGGCAUCAGUGCAAAGGCAGAGUGGUUUCGGAGGAGUGACUAACCCAGGGCUAACUCAGCUGGACCACUCCAGCACGGCUUCACACCGACGUGCAAACCACCACCAAGCCGUGCCAGAGCCCUGCUAAGCCCUCACCUCCCAGCAACAGGAGUGAGCCGGGACCCGCUGCGGGUGAGAGGGCUGCAGGAGCAAAUCGAGAGGCUGUGCCCAUCGGACAGUGCUGACAACCCAACUGCCUGUGCUGAAAGCGGCCGGAGAGCGCAGCCCUGCCCUGCAAACCCCUGCUCUGUCACCGUCCGAGCACACCGGGGAGGAGGAUGGGGUCUGCCAUCCUGAAGGGAAGGGCGAAGCUGUGCUGACCGCUGGGAGCUCGAACGGUGCCUGGGUGCUCAGAUUCAUUUUCCCKGUGUGUCAUCCUGAAGCGAUGGGCUCAGAGCGAGACCCCUCCCCGAGCACCCGCCAGGAAUCAUGAGGGGGUGGAUUUUCAGCUGCGCUCUUGACCCGGAGGCCCUGGGACCCCGCCGGCUUUUCGUGUGACGGAGGAGGAGCGGGGAGCGCCAUGGCAGAGAAGUGUGACUGCCUGGCCAGCAUGUACGGCUACGACCUGGGCUGCCGCUUCGUCAACUUCCGCCCGCUGGGCUUCGGGGCCAACGGGCUGGUGCUGUCGGCRCUGGACAGCCGCAGCUGCCGCAAGGUGGCCGUGAAAAAGCUGACCCUGGGCGACGCGCGCAGCGUGAAGCACGCCUUCCGCGAGAUCAAGAUCAUCCGCCGCCUCGAGCACGAGAACAUCGUCAAGGUCUACGAGGUGCUGGGCCCCAAGGGCGCCAACCUGCGCGGGGACUUCUUCAAGUUCAACGUGGUGUACAUCGUGCAGGAGUACAUGGAGACGGACCUGGCGCGGCUGCUGGAGCAGGGCAAGCUGGCCGAGGAGCACGCCAAGCUCUUCAUGUACCAGCUGCUGCGCGGCCUCAAGUACAUCCACUCGGCCAACGUCCUCCACCGCGACCUCAAGCCCGCCAAYAUCUUCAUCAGCACCGAGGACCUGGUGCUGAAGAUCGGCGACUUCGGGCUGGCCAGGAUUGUGGAUCAGCACUAUUCGCACAAG